GUCCAUGGACUUCCCGCAGAAGAAGCUUGGCUCCAUGGACGGUGGCAAGACGCCUCCUCUGCUGCUUGCGGUUGCGGCCCAGCUGGCCAAGAAGGCGAUAGCCGCUUCUCCGUUCCCGGAUGCACAGCGGCUGGCCAGCGCUUGGGCGUUCAUCACCGCCUGGUUCUUCCCCGUCUCCAUCGCCUUCGACCUUCUACUCUGCAGCCAGCUGCUGUGGUGCCAUUUUCUGGAGCGCGAGUGGGACCCGCCCAUAGACGGCGCCCUCUGGAUCGGGCUGUGGUGCUGUCCCGCACUCCAUGUCAAGCAUUUUGUGUUAGGAUAG
Molecule: messenger RNA, 322 nt
Organism: Triticum aestivum (bread wheat)
Lineage: Eukaryota; Viridiplantae; Streptophyta; Magnoliopsida; Poales; Poaceae
Exons: 3
Coding region: 5-322 (105 amino acids)
Source: RefSeq, a predicted model, not a curated record